Messenger RNA from Halichondria panicea, 1897 nucleotides. RefSeq names its product eukaryotic translation initiation factor 3 subunit D-like. The record is from RefSeq and is a predicted model, not a curated record. Gene Ontology annotation, biological process: translational initiation. Gene Ontology annotation, cellular component: eukaryotic translation initiation factor 3 complex; cytoplasm. Bases 55 to 1785 code for a protein of 576 amino acids. Gene Ontology annotation, molecular function: translation initiation factor activity. Lineage: Eukaryota; Metazoa; Porifera; Demospongiae; Suberitida; Halichondriidae. The transcript has 14 exons.
UUGGGAAGUUUCCACCACGUGGACCCGCCCACACUCAAAUACAGAGAGCCGGCCAUGGAAGGUACCGAUACCAUGACCAGUGAGGAAGUCAAGCCCAAGUUCUCCUUCCCCAUUGUGCCUGGGAACCCCUCGGGCUGGGGCCCGUGUGACCUCCCAGAGCAGUUCAAAGAUGUUCCCUACCAGCCCUUCUCCAAAGCAGACAGAGUGGGCAAGGUGGCAGAUUGGUCUGGAAGUAUGUACCAGGACCGACGAACAGCAAAUAAGUACGGUAACACGUACGGGCAGGGUGGGCAACAAUAUGCCUACCGUCACGAGGAGGAUGAGUCCUCCUUCCAACUGGUGGACACGGCCAAGGUCAAGGCCAACACCUCUCAUCGCAGACCAAAGUACAAUCAGCAAAAGAUUCGUCGUGAUCGUGAGAAGAGAGAGGAGCGAAGGAUGGGUGGGAAGCAGCAAAUCGCCAAGGGGAAGCUGAAAGAACGAGAUCGCUGGAGGCAGCAGCAGCACAAAAGAAUUAAGAAGUUUAUGAGACUAGGGUCUCACUAUGACAGGUCGAAUCAGGUCCCGAUCAAGCCUCGGGCACCCUCAGUCAGUGUGAAGCACGACUGGCCAGUGGUCAGUGAGAUCGACUUUACACAACUCGGGAAACUCCAUCUAAAACCAGAAGAGCCUACUGAACUGCGGUUGUGUGGAUCUCUUGGUUGCUAUGACAUCGGUAUGGAGAAACGUGUUUCCCUGAGGAAUCCCACUCGACUACAGACGUACAACAGAAUUUUCCACAAAGUGACUACAACAGAUGACCCCAUCAUUAGGAAGCUUGUGAAGAGUCCUGAGUGUGCUGAUGUAAAGGUGUUUGGAACGGACAUUAUUCUCUCGACCCUAAUGACCUGUUCUCGCUCCAAAUAUUCCUGGGACAUUGUGGCCACUCGGAUAGGGCAACACCUCUUCUUCGACAAAAGAGACGACUCUCAGUUUGAUCUACUGACCGUGAGCGAGACAUCUAAAGAACCCCCCCAAGACGUAGAGGAUGUGAAAAACCCUAUGAACUUACCAAAUAACCUCGCCAUUGAGGCCACCUACAUCAACCAGAACUUCUCACAACAGAUUCUCCUGGAGGGCCCUGGACGGACAGUUGACCUCAAUGAGCCCAACCCUUUUGCUGGAGACGAGCCAGAACAGAUUGCUUCAGUGGGAUAUAGGUACAUGAAGUGGGACCUUGGUGGUGGAGUGGGACUGGUUGCUAGGUGUGAAUACGAUGCCGUAAUGCCCUAUCAUGGUCAGAAGAAAGUAUUCAUCAAUGUCAAGGCACUCAAUGAGUGGGACCCAAAGCAAUGUGGUGGUGUAGAGUGGCGUAUGAAGCUGGAGUCACAGAAAGGAGCUGUGUUUGCUACAGAGCUGAAGAACAACAGCUUCAAGAUUGCUAAGUGGGCCAUGAGUUCCCUGCUGGCUGGGUCGUCCUUCAUCAAGUUCGGGUAUGUUGCUCGCAGAAAUCCAAGAGACUCCAAUUCUCACCAUAUUGUGGGCAUUCAGACUGUGAAGCCAUUGGAACUGGCUCAGCAGACCUCACUGGACGUGGGGAAUGCUUGGGGGGUCCUUAGAGCUAUCAUUGACAUAUGCUUCCAACAGCCAUACGAUCCCACAAAAAAGCUUCUUAUUCUCAAGGAUCCCAAUCAGCAAGUGAUUCGGUUUUACUCUAUCCCCAUGGAUACAUUCGAGGAGACGGAUGAUGAGUCAUCGUCCUCAGAGGAAGAGAGCUCAGAAGAUGAAGAACACGAAGUAAAUUAAAUUGUUACUUAGCAACAGUACUUGUAGGGUUAUGUUCAUGUGAAUCAGAUGGCAAUUAUGAUGAAAAUAAUUAUUGUAAGUCUUUUCCAUAAUAAUGGCUUUUUAUAGUUAA